Molecule: messenger RNA, 6825 nt
Organism: Myripristis murdjan (pinecone soldierfish)
Lineage: Eukaryota; Metazoa; Chordata; Actinopteri; Holocentriformes; Holocentridae
Product: sphingosine kinase 1
Exons: 5
Coding region: 156-1847 (563 amino acids)
Biological process (GO): sphingosine biosynthetic process; cellular response to growth factor stimulus; negative regulation of apoptotic process
Cellular component (GO): cytoplasm; membrane; intracellular membrane-bounded organelle
Source: RefSeq, a predicted model, not a curated record
AGCUCACUGACAGUCGCAGUCUCGCACUCAACUCCACUGAGUUUGCUCGCAUCCACGGCGGGGAUGUGAGUGCGUGCGGUGCUGCUGUACUCCAGAUCCCCAACCCCCGCGCGCCCCGGUCUGGUCUGCGGCUCCGUCUCCCCCGUCCGCUCAGGAUGGACCAGAGGAGAGCAGAGCCGGACCCGUCCUACAACAACGGCAUCAACCAGGUCGCGCUGUAUGGGGAAUUCACGGCGGCGGGCAACCGAAAAGUCAGGUGUGCGGUGAGCCUGACGGAGCGGGACCUCACCGUCCAGAGGAUCACGUCCGCACCUGUCGGACGGAACAAGCUGGUGCUCAGCCUGCGGGACUGCGUCGGCUGUCGGGCGUACCGGGGAGAAGACAACGCCGACCCGGGAGCGUACUUCGCAGCGUACUUCUACCCGUUCAAGAGGCGGUGGAUGAGCUCCGGUGUCUCGCGCCAGAGAGUGGAGCAGUGUUUUCGGGUGGUGACGCUCCAGGACCCGCGCACCAACCUGGAGGAGGCGGAGAAGUGGGCUCGCGCUGUCCGGGAGCGCUGCGUCCGCCAGCAGAACCUGAGAGACGGGGUGCUGUUCAGCGAGGUGCGUCGGCCCUGCCGGGUGAUGCUGCUGGUGAACCCUCAGAGUGGGAAAGGACAGGCGCUCACCCUCUACAACAACCACAUCCAACGCAUGCUCAACGAGGCCGGGGUCCCACACACGCUGGUCAUCACUGAGCGACAGAACCACGCCAGAGAGGUGGUGAGAGAGGCUGACCUGUCUCAGUGGGAUGCUCUGGUAAUCAUGUCAGGGGAUGGACUGCUGUUUGAGGUAAUAAACGGUCUGCUAGAGAGAUCGGACUGGGAAGAGGCCAUCCACACCCCGCUGGGAAUCCUACCAGGAGGAUCAGGCAAUGCCCUGGCUGCGUCCAUACAUCACUACUCCGGAGCCAUGCCGGUGUCCAGUGAGGAGCUACUGGUGAGCUGCGGUUUCCUCCUGUGUAAAGGCCUGGUGUCCCGCAUGGAUCUGGCAUCCGUCCAUCUUCCCUCCAGCCCUCGCCUCUUCUCCUUCCUCUCACUGGCUUGGGGCUUCGUAGCAGAUGUGGACGUAGAAAGCGAGAAGUACCGUCACGUUGGCGCUGCUCGGUUUACCGUGGGCACGCUGGUGAGGCUGGCUUCUCUCCGAGUCUACAAAGGCAAGCUGGCAUACCUGCCUGCCGCCGCCGACUGCAAAGAGGAAGGAGAUUUAGGAAACAGAACGACGCUGCACUGCAACAAUCAGUCUUCAUCUUUCUGCCCGGCCUCCCUCCUGUGCCGACCCUCCAGGGACUCUCCCUGCCAGAAUGCCGCUCACCACACCUUCCACAACUCCUGCCACUCCAACAACUCCCUCAAGGUUAGGAGGACGGAGAGCACGCCCUCUCGAAAUGCCACCAAAGCCCUCACCGGGCCUUCUGACACUCUGCUUCCAUCUCUGGACCAGCCGGUACCUAGUGACUGGGUGGUAGUGCAGGAGGAAGACUUUGUCCUCAUGCUGGCCAUGUACCAGUCCCACCUGGCGGAGGAUUUGCUUGCCGCGCCUGACUCUACCCUGGAUGAUGGUGUCAUCCAUCUUUUCUACGUUAGAGCAGGAAUAUCACGUACCGCACUACUGAGGCUGUUCCUGGCUAUGGAGAAGGGUGCACAUCUGGCUACUAACUGCCAACAUCUGGUGUACUCUAGGGUGCGGGCACUAAGGCUUGAGCCCUAUUCACCCAAAGGGGUAAUAACAGUGGAUGGGGAGGUGGUAGAAUAUGGGCCAGUGCAAGCGCAGGUACAUGAAGGCCUAGCAAGAUUAAUCACUGGAUGAACUGGAUGGCCAUCAGCAUUAGGAGACCAAAAUUCGGCCAAGCUCAGCCAAUGGCUGACGUUCAUCUCUCCUGUACUCUUUACCAAGGGUUUGACUUGGCUGACGAGGUGUAACCAUCAGACAAACUCAUUAAACUGAUUUUAGACUUUCAAAUUGGAAAUGCGCAGGUCCAACAGCAAAGCUAUGGUUUGUCCACAAUGGAUGUAAGGCUCUUUCACUGUUACAUUUUAGUCUAUCGAGCAACGCUAUCCUAGAGAUAGCCUCACAAUGGUCUACACACACCAGACCCAUGCUUCAUUAGUUGCUCAUGCUGUGAUGGAGUGGGGAUAUUGCAAGGAAGAAGUGCCAUGGUGAGAUAGUGGACAUGGCAGUGUCACUUUGUAGACAUAACUCAUGCUCUUACACAGCAGCACAAGGAGAAAGGUCAGCAGGGGCAAAAGGCACACACACACACACACAUACACACACACACACAAACAUGCAUUAAAUCUUCUGUAAGAUGUACAGUGUUUAGCCUCCGAUGAAAGGAAAUCCAUCAGCAUCUUUAGCAGAUAUCUCAUCCUGGUAUCAUUCAUCACUACAUGGAGGCUGUCGCUUCUCUGUGGUGAAGCUGCUAAAUCAACUUGAAUUACAGCAUCUUAUGCAAUAGCAAGGGAUCAGAUUUAUGCCUUCGCAGCUCCUCCGCAGCAGGACGGAGAUCCUGUGUGUGAUGCAGUAGACACGAGGUAGCGCUGACAUCAUCAUGGCAUUAUUAUUGCUUUUUUUUUUUUUUAACUGAGGCAAUAAAGGCUUUGCGACUGUUCAUUGUGAAGUAAAUGCCAAAGGCCACAAUGUCACUGACAUGAGGUCUUGGUGAGUCAACCUCUUAUGUUCAAGUCUAGAACAAUGGAGCUUCGCCAUCGUGCCAUGGCGCACAGGUGAGCACUAAAAUGCAAAUCAAAUCAAAAUAAAAUCAAUUCCAUUUAAAACAGUUUGCAGGAAACACCCUUAGCUGCUACCAAAUCUACUUAGUUUAAGACAUUCAUUAAUUGAAGACAGUCUUCUACAGCUUUUUGUAUCUUUGCUUGUCUGAUUGUAGGCUACAUGGCAAUUGAUAAGAAUUUGGUUUGCCAUGGAUUUCAGUAUUUCGUUUAAGUUUUCCCUGGCAUGGAAAACGUAAAGAGCCAUUGUCCUAGAUGUAGAGCUCACAUGGCCCUUCUUGGAUUGGAUGACGACAGCCCAAGAAUGGCUGACGCGCCUUAAACCCUCGCUGGCUUCAUUCUCGUUUUCUAAAUCAACCAUACUACCUUAACUUGACACGUGUACAGAUUCACGUCAAAUCAUUUCAUAGAUUCUCCAUUUUUGUCUUAACAUCGAAGUAGUAGUCAUAUUUAAGUCCUGCCUUUUUAAGUGUAGCAGCAAUGUAAACAGUGAACAGUGUGACCUCCGUGAUAUCUGCAUUUGUUUGGUGUUGUUAAAGGAAAAAUCCACCUAAACCACUUUAAUAUUGUGAAACAGCUCAUGUACGUUGCAUUCCUGGGGUUAAUAUACAGUUUAAUGGUUUUAUUUAUUUAUUUUUUUAUGUCUGUGCAUGAAGGACCAAACGUAGAUGAUGUGCUGAGAUCACAUCCUCAUUUAUCCAGUGCAGGUACAGGGAAGUUAGAUACAGAAAGAGAACAUUUUUCUGCUAUAUAAAACAUCGACAGUAAACAUCAGCUGUUAUGAGUGUCAGUUGGUGAGACUCAAAGAACAAGGGCUUAUUUCUAGACUCACCACUUUGCACCGACGUUCAACACUCACACAGGGAAGAAGCUAUCAUAGACGAGGCAGAGACACCAGUUUCUCCAGAGAGCAGUUUAAAUAGUCCACAGUUGAAACGUCGACAUAAUACAUCUUACCUUUUUCUCGGCUGAAAAACAUCUCGUUCCUGCUCCUGUUCUUGCUCUAUCACCACCUACACGUAUAACCCUCAGCUGAAACACUCAGACAUUUUGACACUUCCACCGGGGGAAAUGUAGGAAAAUGACUCGCUGAAGAAGAAGUAGACAGGGCAAAAAAAAUGUGAAGUACAACACUUAAGCACAAGAUAACUCCUGGAAUGCACUGAACAUCAGAUUUAUGCUUUAUGACAUUGUUAAGGGAGCCUGAAGGUGGAGUUUUCCUUUAAACAGCAGCUGCUGUACGGCCUGGCCGGGCCGGCCGUGUCCUGGUCCAGGUUGGGUGACUUGUCUUGUAGUGCCUAGAUCUGCUCUGCUGCUGCAUCGCUCCCUCCCUCCUCCCUCCUUCCCUCCCCUUGUCCUACUCUUCUUCCUCUCCCCCUUUCAUCCAUCCAUCUCCUGCUUGAAGUACUGCAGUGCUCUGCGGAGCAUUUCCAGGGCUGUGUGUCUCUGGCCUCAGCUGCUGUCACACACACACACACCCUUUCCCUAUUGGAGAUAUAUUGACGAUCAUCACCUAGGUGCCCUUACCAUUUAGCUUUAAGCCACAUAGAGGAAAUGAUGACUAAAGCGUUAACGUUUUACAUCGGGCCUGCUUCUGACCUCAUUUUUUGUUUUAAUAUUUGUGAGGAAAAACUCGAUCUUUUCAUUAGUGCAUGAUGAGAGAGAUACUUCAUGGUUUUUCGUUCUCUUCGAGCACAUACAGGUCUAAGUGAAAUGAGGUUAAAAAUCAAUUUGAUGCACUUUGCCUGUGGAAAUCCAGCCCUGGACGGAGUGAACUGAACUCUUGGGAACGGGAAUGACUAGUCAUGCCUUAAACACAAAAGGGGGUGGAGGGUGGGGUGGGGGGGUUGUUAAGCAGCACAUUGGUCAGCGUUGGGUGUGGAGAGUGAUGGAGAGUGGGAAGAAGGGAGGGGGAAAGGGGGAAGGAAAAAGUAUUGACUUGUUAAAUGCUGCAUGAGGUAGGCGGCAUUGUGUUCCUGACCGGGUGCCCUCGUUCUUCCUCUUCACCACAAGAGAUCAUUUGGGAGCAUGAGCAAACUGUCCCGACACGAUGAAAAUAGUUAUGUAUUUCAUACCUGUACAUUUCACCACGACUCCAACGCUGUUAAGUAUUUAAAGUUGGAAUUUGCAGGAAAAAUGAGAAGGGAAGGCACCUACAGAAUCCACUGAAAUGAUGAAAUGAUUCCUCCUUUUUGGUGGUUUGAUGUAGCAAAAGUGAUAUCUUGUCCAUACAUGUCAAUAAAACCUCCUCCAAAAACAAGAGGAGGAUUUUGCUUGCUGUUAGCCUCGAUGUGCCCCUGGUAUGACGGAGCAUCUGCAGCACGGGGGCUGCAGAACACUUCUCUUAAAAAUGCAUCAUUUUGAUUAUGAUUAUGUGAUUAUGUGUCAUCAAGAAAUGAAUUGUGAAAGUUAAGAUUAAUAUAUAUAUUUCUAACAUUAAGAAAAAUUAAGAGGAUUAAUUUAUUUUGUAUAGCUUUGCACAUUCUGUCAAGAUUUGGAAAUACAAAUGUUGCCAAUAUCAUUGUGAGGCUUUUGUGGAUGAAGGGUUAAAUGUAUGUCCUAUAUAUAAUCAUAUAAUUAGCAGAAAGGCCCAAAUUUUAUGAAUUUGUCUUAGAUUAUACAUGUACCAAUGAGGGACUCUGCAGCAGGGCUGUGACUGAAGAGCAUCUAAGACAGAAAUGCUACUGGAGUUGAAGCAUUUGAAGGCAUGCUUGUUUCCUUUUGCUGUCAAUUUGGGUGACAAAUAAUGAGCCGCUGCUGCUGUAAUCUGUGGCACACCUGAGGGCUGACAUGGGAGGGGAAAUAAAAGUCUGAAAUGUUUUUAGGUGUUUGAGAUCCAGUGCACUUCAACUGUAUUUUGCUUGAUUUAAAGGUGGAUAGACUCCCGAGGUAAACAAGCACAGCACUUGUCUUUUUCCUGCAGAUUUUUUGAAACUUGCAGUAUGCAGUUGUUUUUUUGGCCCAGGUCUGACGGUGUGCUGCAGGACCAGAGCUGAUUUGUCCGUUCGAGAGGUUUUUCCUAUGCAAAGCCUGACCAGUUUGCUUGAGUGAUGCUGUGAUUGUUUGAUGUGCUUUGAUUGUGCUGCCCCCACGUGGCUAGAGUAGAGUAGUACACUCACUCUCAUUCUUUCAUUCAUUCAUCAUUGGCCUCUGGCUGAAUUUCAGAAUCCAUUGAUAUGAUUUCCUACCUCCUCUCUGAAAACAUGACACAUAAGCAAGUCCUUUGUGAAAAAGCUUUGGACGCCGGCUUCCUCCGACAACAAGAGGCGCAAACGCAGGGGAGGGAGAGCAAAUGAAAAUAGCUGAGCUGAACAUUCAAUCAAAAAGUUUUGGUACCAAGAGAAAGAAAUUCAUCUGCUGUUUUGUUAGAGAAAGUUACAUAAUUCAUGUUUGGUUUCUUCUGCGACUGCAAUACUGGCAUUGUGCCAUUUUGAACUUGCAUCCCAGAUUUGUUUUUUUGUUUUUUCGUUUGAAUACUGUCAAUAACAGCACCAAAGCACCGGCAUGUCACUAAAUAUUGGGUAAAAACUUGAAUCUCCAAUAUUUCUCCUGUCAAGGAGAAUAAAUUGGUGUGGCAGCCUGAGGCCUAAUCCCAUUUCUAACUGGAGGUCUCUGGGAUUGAAAAUCCAAAGGAGGGCCAGCCAGGCUGUCCCACUUAAAUCCAACUAAUAAAUGAUCCAAUGUCGAGGACUGUGACAUACACCCUGCUGUCAGCCUCGUGAACACGGAUGACACAAAUCUCAAUUUGAGUUGGCUGCUCAGUUGACUGUUGACUUGUUGAGUCUUAACUGCUGCUUCUGAACUGCAAACUGUCUUGUGAAGUCUACAUGUUUAUGGUGAAGGGUUGUUUUUGUUUUUGUUUUUUUAAAAUCAAACUGAUGAUUGAAUGGUUGAUUCUCUUUACUUGACGAUGAACUUCUACAGAGAUCUAUUUUUCCAUUAGACAAAUGUCUGUACUUUUUCUAUGCUUUAAAAAUCAAACAAACAUUCUCCUGGAGUGUUUUCUAUUGAAAAAUAAAACCAGUGAUGAGCCACUGCUUAUGGAUUGGUUCACUCAA